This is a messenger RNA of Cydia strobilella, 3075 nucleotides long. RefSeq names its product obscurin (gene Bsg). The record is from RefSeq and is a predicted model, not a curated record. Lineage: Eukaryota; Metazoa; Arthropoda; Insecta; Lepidoptera; Tortricidae. The transcript has 8 exons. Bases 139 to 1707 code for a protein of 522 amino acids.
UUGUUCGUCUGUCAUUCAUACAGUGAUCAGCAGCUCGCGCCCGAUCCGCCCUGAACAGUGCACGUAAUCAUCGAUUGACCGAGAUCCUUCACCGCGAGGUCGUCUGAACUCCACACAGGACACAGAGACGGCUCCACAAUGCGUCCUCUGCUCGCCUGCCUGCCUCUGGCAUUGCUAUUUAUAGUUCCUACAAAUGCAGACAAGACGGCGCCAACCGAAGCAGAGAUCGUGGUCGUGGUGCCAGAGGGGGCUCCGCUCGAGCUCGCCUGCGUCCUACGGGUGGAGCAGCGGGCGGAGUGGAGACGGGAGGGGAGCGCUAAGCUUCCAGACGAGCUGAAAGUCGCUGGAGAGAGCACCGGAGCUGGAGGACUGACUGCGAGGCUCCGGGCUCAGUAUGCCCGUCCGGGCCUCGCCGGGGUGUACUCCUGUGCGCGCGGGCCGCAAGCGCAGCGCCUGCGGGUCGUCGUCGAGCCCCGGCCCGCCACGAUAGCCGCCGGUACCGCAUGCGGCUUCGCUUCGCUCGUUGUCGUAGUUCGAGUAGUUCAUUUUGUCGAAGCACUUUUUUUCGUCUUACUUUUCUCUCAUCGUGAGAAUAUUAAAAAGCGUGAGUCGACCGAACCGGCGACAACCAUGGCAACGCCAACCGUCCCGCUGCUGAAGCAGAGCGACGUGCUGCCCGUGAAGGCCGAGAGCGGCGGCCCCCCGCCCGGCACCGUGCAGUACUACGACAUCGGACGGAACACGUCCAUGACGUGCUCGAUCCCGGUCGUCAACGGACAGCAGAUCGUCUGCAGAUCGUCUGGUAACUAUCCUAUAUAUAACUCUAGCAUGAGGUCCCAAUACAGUGUUGUCUCUGUCUCUCUUUACUAUAUAAGAAUAAGAGUAGCAACGCCGGCCGUCCCGCUGCUGAAGCAGAGCGACGUGCUGCCCGUGAAGGCCGAGAGCGGCGGCCCCCCGCCCGGCACCGUGCAGUACUACGACAUCGGACGGAACACGUCCAUGACGUGCUCGAUCCCGGUCGUCAACGGACAGCAGAUCGUCUGGGAGAAAAACAACACCGAACUCUCAAAAGUCAAAGAAAUCACAAACCGGUACAAGCUGGAGAGCGACAACGCCAGGCUGGUGAUCGCGCGCUCCAGCGAGGACGACUACGGCAACUACUCGUGCAAGUCCGGCGGCGAGCAGCUGUACUGGCAACUCAGGGCCCGCCCGUACACUAAGCUACCGAGCACCGACUCCAGCGUGGUCGAAGGGCAGAAGUUGAAGCUUGUAUGCAAGAUGAUUGGGAAGCCGACGCUGCCUGUUAAGUGGUUCUAUAAUGAUGAUCAUACGUCGUAUGAUGAGGAUGUUGUUAAAGAUUUGGAGUUGGGUGAUGAGUUGGAGCAAGGCGGCCGCAUCAAGUUCGAAAACAGCGACGCUGGCAUCGAGAACGGUCAGCUGGUGAUCGAGUCGGCCGAGCGAUCUGACGCCGGCGCGUACGCCUGCAUCCCGGACUUUAGCGAGACUGGCAAUCAGACCCAGUCUCCCCAUCUACCUGCUGUUACCGUGCUGAGGGUCAAGGACAUGUACGCCGCCCUCUGGCCGUUCCUGGGCAUCUGCGCCGAGGUGCUGAUCCUGUGCACCAUCAUCCUGGUCUACGAGAAGCGACGCACCAAGCCCGAGCUGGACGACUCCGACACCGAUAAUCACGACCAGAAGAAGUCGUAAGCGGUGCCGCGGGGUGUUGUUGUGUUUUAGAGAUACGAGAUUUUUUUAUUAUUUUCGCAAUCUAACCCAAAGUUGUUAUUUAAUUAGAAUAAAGUGCAAUUACAUCUGACCAACAUGGCGCCUUACCUUUGCCGAAAAAAAGUUGUUGAAUUUAUUUAUUCAAAACUUUUUCAAAUUGUCUAUGGAAUGUACUGUGAACUGAAAAAAAAAGUGUGUGCGUUUAAUCUUUACGCGCGAUUCAUGGUGACUAUAUAAAGGAGCCAAAUCUCUAUGUAUGAAAAGUGUCCAUCAAAAAACAGUAAUUAGGCGGCGCCACCAUACACCGAAAUACUACCAAAAACAACCUACGUAAUUUGGUCGGGUUAUUUGUUGCCUUAUAUGGUUCAUGUUAUACUCAUGUCCCAGAGCCUGACUAGCGCCACCGGAGAGAUUAGGAACUAUUAUUUAAAGCUGAAAGCGGUCACUUUUGCAACAUUUCUGCCGUAAGAGAUUGGCAUCCUUUCUAUACCAUCCAUAGCGCGAUUGAAGUAAAACUUCUUUGACGAUGACGUUUAUCGCUAUGUUGGCACUUUGGCGUGUGUCCUAUUGUGCGUGUGUCACUACUGAGCGUUACUUCCGUCAGAAAAAAAAUCUGAGUUACCCUCUAGUCGCGCCUAAAGAAGUUUUACUUCAAUAAGUAUAAAAUUAAUUUAACCCGACGUAAGACUGGUUUUAGUCUAAUAACUGUAAAAACUCGUGUAAAUAUUGUACUAAAUUAGUAUGAUAUUAAAUUAAUUUAUUAAAUGUACUUAAAAGACAUUAUCGGUGUGUAGAGAUGAAUAUAAUCAAUAAAAAGUGGCGAGGCGCUUGAAUAUACGUGAAAAUAUCGCAAGAACAGUCGUGAAACAUUGUGGAAAUAUCUUGGAAAAUAAUUAAUCGGUCAAACAGUUCAUUCCAUAGACGCGGCAGAUACACAGACCAGAUAGAUGCUGCAAAAUAGUAUAAAUAUCUAUACACUUUUAUUACGAAAGUAUAAAGCACAAUGUAUACAUAUUUAUCUAGCAUUUGUGACACAUUGAAACUAUUAAAUUUAAUCUUAAGUCCUAGUUUAGAUAUAAAAUUACGAACAAAAAACUUCAACGCAUUUGAAAUGCGGCGUCUAUAUUUUGUCUGUGGUAGAUAAUGCACAUUUUGUAAUAUAAUGUUCAUAUUCACCUUCGUUUUCUUUGCGUUCUCAUUAAAUUAUGGCUUUUUCGUUGACCUAAGUGUAUCAUAACUAAAUAAAUACUAAUGUGGUACCAAGUGCUGCCGAGGGUAUGUUUACUGCCGCGAAAUAUAAUUAGACACUUAGAUGAAUACCUACAAUUGAAUAAAAGAUUAUGUUACUUA